Messenger RNA from Osmia lignaria (orchard mason bee), 7533 nucleotides. Lineage: Eukaryota; Metazoa; Arthropoda; Insecta; Hymenoptera; Megachilidae. The record is from RefSeq and is a predicted model, not a curated record.
ACAUGCACUGCUGAGCACGCUAGGGUUCCCUAGGAUUCCUCUAGUAUCUUCCAUUUUCCUUAGGGAUCUUGCUCGCUACUAUAUACAUAUUUUCAUUAUUAAUAAAGAAGCUUGAAAGCAACAGCGUAAAUUAAUAUCGAGUAUCUUUUUUAUAAAAAAAGAACCUGCUAUGCUCGAUACUGUAUGUAUGUACAUGCACUGCUGAGCAUGCUAGGGUUCCCUAGGAUUCCUCUAGUAUCUUCCAUUUUCCUUAGGGAUCGUGCUCGGUACUAUAUACAUACUUUCAUUAUUAAUAAAGAAGCUUGAAAGCAAUAGCGUAAAUUAAUAUCGAGUAUCUAUUUCUCUAAAAAGUAACAGAAAUGUAUCAGCCUGAUACGUAACGAAACGGAGGUCCAAUGUUAAUCGGCCCAGCCCGAAUGAAACCACGACAUGGGACCUGUCCCGUACCGCAUCGAACGCGUUAAGUAUCCAUCAACUUGAUCUUCGGCUGUAAAAUAGAAUCGAGUGGCUGUGAAACGGCUGUUUCACUCUCGUGCACUUAAGAUUUCGCAGGAACAGGGUAGGAUGUAGUACGCACUCUCCCUGUUAUCGACCAUAUCAAGAGAAGUGGUACACCAAAAGGAGAACGAACGAUGGCGAGCAACACCGAGUCCAACCGAGGGAGGAGAAUCGUGCUCUUGGUGUUGCUACUUUCGUUGGACCCUGAAUGGACACUGCAUAUCCCCGUUUAUACAACUCUGAUUUACUAAACGUCUUAAAUAAUCUAAUUUUUGUUAACUCGUUUGUUAAAUGUACAAAGUUCUACAGGUUGCGCGUGCCCCUAACGCGGUAGGUAACCUACCGUGGUGCCGCGUUUAAAUCGCGAUCAAAAAACCUCGUUCUUCGUUAAUAAAAAAGGAGAAAGCAGUUUGUGAAAAUUGUGUAAAUAAGAACGAAUCAUUGGAGAAAUGAAUGAUAUCGUUGUUGGUAUCAAUGUGUGGUAUUCCCCUUAGUCCUGCGGUUUAUAACAUGGUUUAUCGAUUAUUGCCUACGAAGAUACAAGUGAUAUAAAUACACGGUAAAUAAUGACAGGAGAGUGGUGCAGGUACAUGAUGAUACGUUGAAACGCAGAUCGUUUAAAUAUGCUUUCAGCUUGUUACGAAUCCUUUGUGAUUAUUUUUCAGUAGACGAAGACACUGACGAGUUUAGGUGCGUGUGUACUUUUUUUAAAGCAGUGUUUUCAUCGACUACUUUGUAUUGGUUUUGUAUCAUGUGAUUAACGAAUUAAAAUGACUUCGAUGGGACGUUACUGGAUGAAAAGUCAUGUUGAAUUCUGGAUAAUAGAAUAGUACAACUUUAAGAGACGAGUGGAAAUGAAAGAGCGGAUCAGUAAUGGAUUUGGUACAUCCGGUUCUCGUUGUGGACUUAGAGUUCGCUCGAGAGAUGAUUUCAAUCCUCUGCCGGUACAGCAAUGUUAAUAACCGCACGCUUCCUUGACAAUGAUUCGAACGAGAAUCAGCGAGGCGUUGGGCUCUAAGGAGAUACAUUAAAGUAGGAAAAGAGAAAGAAAUUAAAUCAUGGGCUCGUUGCCAAAUCUUCAUGAAUUGUCGAAGGAGAAGCUCGGUAGUCCUGCUUACCGACCAGCACCCAUUGGUGGUUUAGGACCUAUUCGGUUGCCAGCUCAACCUCCUCCAUUAGCGCAUACCCAUAGACGCGCAAGAAGCAGUGGUCAUCACCACACUCUGUGGGACAAUGAUACUAUGCUGGAGCAUAUGGCAGCAUACUCUCCAAUCUCCUGUCGUUCAACCAGAACAUCAGCCUUGUCCUGGCGUCGACGAGAUUCGAUGAAUUCCUCUGCAGGAGCGUCGUCUGUGCGUCGUUUGAUAGCAGCUGUAAGGGCAGCACCUUCCGGUCCAAGACCGCCGAAGAAAGCGAUUCUAAGGCAUUGCGCUGCUCUUCUGUUAGGACACGCGAGCUGUUCAGCCGCCACGCUGCCCAUAUUUCCCUUACAGGCUGGUCUUGGUACCUUCAAUCCUCAACUGGGGCCGAUGUUGUUGGCUCUACUUUUCGCAACCGCAACAAUCACCACUUGCUUCGCGCCGAUCCUCGUGCAGCGAUUUGGAACAAAUCUUGCAAUAAGCAGCAGCCACGUGGCCACCACCAUUUUUGUCGGAGUACAUCUUUAUCCUAAAUGGUAUAUAUUGCUACCCAGUUACGCUAUGCUGGGUGCAUGCAUGAGCCCAAGUUUCAUAGCAAGGGUAUCACAUGUAAAUGCUUCGGCAACGAGUUUAGCUCUGGUAUCUGUCGAUCCUGAGGAUCCUGAUGAAACAAGACGCGAGUGCCUUUUGAGAAGACUUAAUCGAGGGAUUAAAUUAGCAGAAGAUUUGGGUCUUGCAUUGGGUUGUCUAAUCGCUGCCAUACUUGUGAAACUAACAAAUUCAAUAUCUCUUAGUACAAUAAACGGUGAGGUAAAUGAUAUGUGCGGAGCAGAAUAUUGUCCAGAAGAGAUUUAUCUUUACAAUGGCACAACUAAUUUACCUACAUUAUCAUCUGGAACAUCAAAGAUGUUAGUUAGCAUAUGGCUCGGUCUUGCUGUCCUAGGUUUAAGUAUAUCCUGUGCUUUCCUCGAUUCUAGAAUGAAGGAACCACAGACUGUAAAUGAAAAACAUAGCACUAAAAGUAUUCUCACAUCUAUAAAAACUGCAUUUCAAGAUCCUAAGUUACAAUUGGCUGCGCCGUUAACACUUUUCAUCGGACUUGAACAGGGUUUCAUCUAUGCAGAUUUUAUAGAAGCAUACGUAGUCUGUGCAUUGGGAGGAGCUGGUACAGUAACAUUAAGUUUUCUAAGUUUAGCAUCUUUGCAAGCUCUUGCUGGUGUUACUUUAUCCAUGCUUUUGAGGCAUAUUAAAAGGUAUUUUGUUGUAGUUGUAGGAUUUGUAUUUCAUGCGUGUUUAUUACUGGUCUUGAUCACUUGGAGACCAUCUGGUGACGAUCCAGCACUUUUUCAUGUUAUAUCUGCUGCUUGGGGAGUUUGCAAUUCCAUUUGGGAAACUCUAAUAUACACAUUAGUAUUGGGAUUGUAUCCAAACUCUUGGCAAGGACCUUUAUCAACGUCCCUCUUUUGGAGGUGGCUUGGACUUGCUCUGACUCUUGGUUUACAUGGAUUGGUCUGCACACGAUUUCGUGUACUUGGUCUUGCUUGUGUGCUACUUCUCUCGGUAGUUCCUUACAUAUGGUUAGAGAUUAGACUGGCUAAAAGAGGUAAAAGCCUAGCACCAUUGUGACUGAGAGAUACAACUACAAGUGAUCUGGGUUCAAAUACGAAAAUAGAAGCUCGUUACAGAGAUUGAGAUAAGUUCGUUCCAUUUGGCUUAAGAAGGACAAGGAGACAUAAUAGAAACAGGAAGCUCUUUCCAGGACACAGUAUAUGUAAAACAAAGAAACAUUCAAGACGUAGGGUAAACAGUGUUGCUUUCGCGUGUAACACUGAAGAAAAUCAAACUACAAAUAUUAGUACUAUCGAACAAAAUGUAUCCGUGAAAGAGGUAGUGGCAGAAGUUUCUUUGCCAUCUACGAAUGAACAUCGGACAAGCGUUACAGACCACUGCAGUGUUCUUCCUGUAUCUGAAGGCUGAAUUUUUUAUUUCAUUUUGAAUAAACUCUCGAAAAGAUUUUAAUUACGAAAUAUAAGUAAUGUCCAAAUAUUUCUGUACUCGGUACGGAAAGGUGUAGAUGCGAAAUAUGUCUCUAUAUAAUAUUGAGCACAACUUAUAUUUUAUAUCUGGAUUAAAAUUAAAAAUGAAACAUUUCAAUGAUUUGAUAACAAUAUAUUUUAACAUGAAAUGUUAACAAUUUUACAGGCUUUACUAAACAUAGUCUUUCUUAAAAGUUGAAUGGAACGAACAUGAAUAAAAUAAAUCACAAAGAAUUCAUCAUCAAGCAUAAAUGCUCUUACAGAAAAUCUCUUGUUCCGUUAUAGUACGAACAAUUUAACAUAAAUUGUCGUACAAGACUGAACGAUCAUAGCAUAUAUGUAGUACAUAUAAUGUUAUUAACGAUUGAUCAUCGUAGUAUCUUUCUGACAAAUCAUUGACGUUGAAACGUCGAAAUGUACCUGAUGUCUUUCAAAACCAAAUUAAUUAUAAUUGUGCGUGGAAAAAGAAAAAAAGGUGAUCGUUAAAAUAUAUCUGCCCUGUAUCACAGAAACGAAAAAUGAAAUUACUAUAAAGUAUUUAAUAUAAGCAUAGGUGUCUAUUAAUUCGUUCAACAGGAGACCAUAUUUAUUGUACGAGUUUUCGUUCAUUCUGCGCAUGCGUGGUUCGAGCACGCUACGUCUGCGCAAGCGCGUAGUGGUACUGCGCGGCAUAUCCAACCAUCUUAUAUUCAGUAUACUCCCGAUCUUCGUGACGUUAGUACGUGUUUUCUCUAUUCGCAUAUUCUUUUAUCCAUCACAUGAAGGUAGAAGCAGGAGUAGAGAGCAUUCCUGAACUGCGUAAAACAGGGGCGGAGUGUACGAAGUAAGGUGCUCUCAUGUACGAGGAGUUUACUUGGGUCCAUUUUGACCCAUUUACGCUACAGGUUCACUCGCGAAGUCUCAACCGUGUGAAGGUUCACUUUGUGGCCAGAUUCUUCUAGCUGCGCCAUGACUUCAGGUCAUCGGUCACACGCGCGCACUUUUCAAGAUUGAGGAUUGCACUCUCCGUCGCCGAUUCGUAAGUAAUAUUUCCGCGAACUACAAGGGCGCCUCCAGCUACCAUCCCUGAUUUUGUAGGAUUAUUCUUGGCGCGAAACAGCUGAAUUUUCAAAUACUUUUUGAAAUUGAGAUUUUCUGAAGCGUAAGCGGGUCAAAAUAGACCCAAGUUAACUCCUCGUAUAUGAGGGCACUUUACUUCGCACACUGUGCCCCUGUAACAUAAGGGAUAUGUUUUGGGUUUGCAACCAGGCCCGUCCUUAGAGGUACCAUCACCCCCAGUCAGCAUCCCAGCACCCGCAGGCUAAAAAAUAUGAAAAAAAAGUGAAAAUAAAGGGUGAAAAGAGAGGAGAAGAAAGAGCCCAGAGAGAAAGUAAGGGAGAAAGAGCCGUUUAAAAUUUGGAAAAUAAUAUGGUUUUUCGUGAAUAUCGAGAUAUUAUACUUAUUUUUAUUUUUUACGCAGAAUUAAUAGGGGAAUCGAUCUGUGCAAAAAGAAAUAUGCAUUUCCAUUUAAAAAAUUGAUGCAAUUGUUAAUUGCACGUGCAUUGUUUGCACUUUAUAAAAUCUAUGGGCCUACCGAUUUAGUGCUCUUCGAACUAUUUAUCUUUCUCCUUUGGCAUUUUUUCAUGAAUGCGUUAAUAACAGAGUUAUCACCUGAAACAGUUGCGUGGCCCACCCUGUAUAAUGACCAAAUCGUAACGUAUAGAAACAUUUGAAAUUUCUUGAUAUUUAUCGUGUUUUUGGUACAUUCGAAUGUAACUUGGGCUUCUCAUGAUUAAGAAUAAGUAGAAGGGAAUGAGUUUUUCUCUUUUUCUUAACUAAUAGAAGUCUAAGCUGCACUGUACUGUACAUCAUCUUCCAACACAUUUCUCAUUGUCUCAUAAGUAUACAUUUAAUUAUGCUUCCCAUAGACGUCACUAUAUUAAUAAUACAGUUGUUUUAUUAAAAGUUUUCAACUAAGAAACCUUUAAAUACAAAAUAAUACAUGUUUUCUUGGACAUUGUUACAAAAUUUAAAAAAUCAACAUGUUUAACAGUAAUUUUAAUAAAUAGAUAUUUGUAUGAGAUAUUUCUUAAUUCAUAAAAUUAAUCAGACAAAUAGCCGGACUAUUUGUACGUUCUCCAGGACGAUUUUGAAAAAAAAAAAAAAAAAUCAUUCUUGUUGCCAUCAUUUUGAAGAUACGACUGAUAAAUUUGUAUAAACUCAUAAUUAUGUAUUCAGACAAAAAGUAACCAAUAUAAAAUUAAGUCAUGUAACAAUAUGAUAUUUGUAUGUACACUGGAUAUAUUUUGCAAUCUUGAAAUAAAUUGUAUUAUUAAAUUCUAUAUAUAUAUAUAUAUAUAUAUAUAAAAGAAACAGUUCAAAAAGAUAUGCAAGAGAAAAUAUUGUUAAUCGUUGCUAAAACUAGGACAAGAAACACUACUUCCAACGAAUUCUUGAAUCUUCAGCAAUAAAUGUGCUCAUUCUGAUUUCGAUAAGAAGUUUCAAUGGUUGAACCAAAAUUAUACAUAAAAUGAAAGGGAAGAAAAAAAGAAAUGGAAGCAAAUGUUUCUGUCCUAGUAUAUGACUAUGGAUUUAUAAAAAGAGUAUAGCGGAGUAUGAAUAUUGGAAAGGCAUAUACUAAUUGUAUUUCAUGAAAUAAUAAAUAUUAUCUUAUUUUAUAUUGUCCUCGGUUUCGAUUAACUUUUCUUUUUGACAAUUUCAACUUGUACCUAAUAAAAUCUCUCUAAAGGAAAACGAAUAGCAGAACAUUAUUAGAGGUACAUACUUGUUUAUCCUCAUUUUCAAUUACAUUUCUGUAUACCUACACAUAUUAACUUUCUGGUUUCUUUCUUUUUUAUUUUGUGUAUCUGUUUUCUUUUAACACUAAAUGUCAAAAGUGACAUAGUAAACACCAUUGUAUUACUUUCAUCACAAAUAUAUUAUUCACACAUAGGCAAAUAUUUAUCAUAAUUAUCGAGCCAAAGAAAGAUAUAUGCUAUAUAAGUUUCAUUCUGGCAGUAAACUGUACGUUCUGGAUAACGAACGUUUUCUUUCUUAUGUACAUACAUGUAUGUAACUAACUCGUACAACCAUUGCACGAGGAUAAUUAUUUUUUUUUUUUACUUUUUUUUUUUUACUUUCUUUAGUCACUUUAAACCCUACCUCACUGGUGAUGACAAAAAUGUAAUCCAUCAUGGCGUAUAAGUCUAUAAACUUAUAGUAUACAAGUUAUAACAUUAACUACCUAAAUUAUUGUCAUCAUCACGAGACGUGUAGAAGUUAAUUAACGUAUCGACAUUAAACAGUCGAACAGCUAAAUUAUAACAAACAGAAUUUUAUAUACCUAAAUCACUCGCAUUCAACAUACCAUUAUCCACGUAAAAACAUUUAGCUAAUAUAGCAUGUGUAUAACUUCAACAAUGCCUCUUUAUUCAUCGUUUAAAUUUCCUUCUAGGUUGCAAAUAUAACAUGAUUCCGAUAUUUGCAUGAUGCUUAACAAAAAUCACAUUUCUUUUCUUUUAAGAAAAAUAAUACUUAUACUUGACAACUGAAAAUACAAACUACAUACACAUCUUGAACGCACUUACAACAUGUAACAACACAAGAGAUGAUUACAAAUUGUGAUAAUCUAUAGAAGUAAGAUGUUUACAACAGACGUAAGAUCGUAUAGUUAUAGUAUAAUCAAUAAAAAAAGAAAAGAGGAAAUUCUGUUUUGAUUAAAAACCAAACAACAUAGCAAAAUACUGAUGAUCAAAUGCCAAAACGUUGUUGAACUACUUUGAAAACUAUCCACCACAGGUCGAAUUAUUUUCAUUGCUGGCGACGAAAGUAACAUCUUAAUGUUACGUUUUGUCACGUAAAAAAAAAAAAAAAAAAAAAAA